AAAUCAAUCCAAACGUUAAUCAAUUUAGGAUUUUCUAUUUCUGCCGGUAUAAGUGAAAUCCUUAUGCCAAGCCAACCGCCCUCUCCACGACAUAUCUUCUUCUCUCCACAAACCAUUUCUAAUCGGAGCUCUUCAAUUUUUGUUAGGGUUAGGGUUGAUUAGAGCUAUCGGAGUUUGUAAAGAAUAGUGAGGGGUUGCAGCCAACCAGGAGAUGUAUAAGGGAAUAGGGUUACAGACUCCAAGAGGGUCUGGCACCAAUGGUUAUAUACAGACCAACAAAUUCUCCGUGAAGCCAAAGACUGCUAAGGUUGACCAGGGCACUGCUGGUUUCACCAAGAAACCCAAUAAGGAUAUACUUGAGCAUGAACGCAAGCGCCAAAUCCAUCUCAAGCUUGUUGUGCUUGAAGACAUCCUCGCUGAACAAGGAUAUACCGAUCUGGAAAUUGCUGACAAGCUUCAAGAUGCUAGGAAGAUUUUAGAAGCUGCCUCAGCCUCUGAGGAAAGUGGUGGACCUGUUGCUACUGUGGUUUGUGAGACAAAGUAAACUGUCUCCCCCCUAGUUUUUUUUGUUGGUAUAAAUAGUUGAAAAUUAUUCUAUAUCCCAAUAAUUAAAUCUUAUUUCUUAUUGUUUUGAUAUUUGUUACAAGAUUGUUGUGACUGUAAUCUUAAUCUUUUUGCAACAUUGUUUUAACGGUGUUGGAUUCUUAUUUAUAGUAUAUCUAGUUGCACUUGAUUAGUUGAAA
This is a messenger RNA of Hevea brasiliensis (rubber tree), 743 nucleotides long. RefSeq lists its product as uncharacterized. The record is from RefSeq and is a predicted model, not a curated record. The transcript is spliced from 2 exons. Bases 212 to 544 code for a protein of 110 amino acids. NCBI's taxonomy places the organism in Eukaryota, Viridiplantae, Streptophyta, Magnoliopsida, Malpighiales, Euphorbiaceae.